Messenger RNA from Dunckerocampus dactyliophorus (ringed pipefish), 1579 nucleotides. It is a transcript of the gene ccdc69, whose product is annotated as coiled-coil domain containing 69. Gene Ontology annotation, molecular function: microtubule binding. Gene Ontology annotation, cellular component: nucleus; cytoplasm. Lineage: Eukaryota; Metazoa; Chordata; Actinopteri; Syngnathiformes; Syngnathidae. The record is from RefSeq and is a predicted model, not a curated record. Bases 264 to 1148 code for a protein of 294 amino acids. The transcript is spliced from 9 exons.
ACAUUCGCCUUCAAUAGAAAAAAACGAGGAAAAAAACUGGCUCCCAACGGCGCGAACCGGCUCCUGUCGUUCAUUUGAAAGAGCCGGCUCUUACAGCCGAUCCGUUCGCGAACGACACAUCACUAUUGAGGAACUUUUGUUGUCACGAUUGUUUGAUUGUUGGCAACUUUUCAGCUGAGGACGCAGAGGAAACAAACACGACACAAGAAAAGAAGCCGUCGAGCGCAGCCUGAGAGGAGCGGCUUUACGGCGGAGGAGAAGGCAUGGGCUGCGGCCACAGCAAGAAGAAAAGUAAGAAAGGCAACAAGUCCACCAAAGAUGGAGGCAAGCGUCGCGCUCACGUGGCGUUGGAGAAACAACUGGAGCGCUUUGAGUGGCAGCUGAUCAUCUUAAAGGAAGUGCUCUCGGCCAAUGGCAACACCGAGAGGGCGGAGCUUCUCAAGGAGCACGCCGACGAAGAAGUGUGCACGCUCGUGCUCGGCAUCCUUGACAAGGUGAAGACGGAGACGGCGGCUCGCAUCAACGCUGUCCAUCAACAGCAAAGUCAAAAAGUUUCAGAGCAACACCAGCGCCAUGUGCAUGAGCUGCAGAAAGCUCAUGAGGAGGUCAAAGGUCAUCUGACUGAGCGUUUCCAGGAGGCUGAGAACCACUUGAAGGCUGAGGUCAGUGGGCUGAAGGCGGAGCUAGAGUGUUACAAGCAGCUGAAGAGGCGUGUCCAAGACUGCACCUUCAAGAAGGAUCUGAUCAGGAACAUCCAGGCGCAUGGCAGUCCAGGUGUGUUCUGGGAGUCUGAGCAGGAGUCUUUACUGUUCGUCAUUGAGAUGAAGAGUGAGCGUGUGCAGGAACAAAACAGAAAGUUGCAGCAGAUGGAAGAACUGGCAGAGGAGAAGAAGAGUGUGGAGGAGCGUCUGGUUCAAGUGUCACAGCACAAUGAUGAUCUGAGAGGACGUCUGGACAACACACACGCUGUCCUACAGCAGCUGUCCAGGGAGCAUCGGGACAUGAAGGUGGCGCUAGAGAGGCAGCUGGCGCUCAACCAGAAGCUGGCACGGGAGAAAGAGCAGCUAGUCUUCAAGCUGACAGACUCCUGUCCCGCCAUCAACAUGGCCGCCGCCGUCACCAUGUUGCCCGAAGUCACACCGUCGUGACUGUCACGCCGUCGCUCGCGGCCGCCAUCUCGGUGUUUUGGUGUCAGAUUAUACCGGACGAGAUGGAGACGAGUCCUACUUUUAUUUCAUGGAUGUUUUACAACGUGAUGAUGUCACUGCCUUUUAAGGAACUUCCUCUGCCCAGGCAGUGCCAACAUGCUUGUAAAUGCUUCAAAACAAAUGUUUAACGUGAAGAUUCAGACUUUUUCAAAAUGUUUACAUGUUGACGGGUUAGCACGUUAGCAUGUAGCACCACGUUGUUGUGUGCCAAAAACCCCGUUCAGUGUUGUGAAAAUGAGAACUGUCGUCAAGCACUCGCACUUUUUCACACGCAUGCUUGUAAUUUUUUCUUGUUUUCUUCCACUCUCCCAUCGUUCCUUUCUUAGUUGUUUUGGAGGAUCUUUUUGUUACAACUCAAUAAAAAGUUCAAA